CCUCACCAUCACCAUUUCCACCCUUCUCCUCCAAAUCCCCAACUGUGCAAGAGCAAUAAUGGCACUACGACCCUCGGACAUUACAAGGCCCUAAACUAGACAACUAGUGAAUGACACCCCCAAAAUAACAUAGAAGCCAAAACAGAACACACGAGUGCCAAGUAGCAACAGAGAGAAGUGAAUUAGUUGAGUUUGGUUUGGAUUUCCAACGCUCUUCAGGCGUUUAUUUCCAAGCUCCUCCCCCUCGUUCCCUCCGCCUUCUCUUCUCCUUCUUAAACUCCCUCCUCUCCUUCCUCUUCUUCUUCACCCAAAAACAACAGAGAGAGAGAGAGAGAGAGUUUGAGAUUAAAGAGGAGCCAUGUCCUUCUCUGCUGCCACCACUCAGCCCCUCCACCUCAGCACCACCGCCGUCGCAUCCUCCGCCAGAUCCAAUGACAAGCUACCCUCUUCUCUCCUCGUGUCAAAGACUUCGUCUUUUCUGGGAUCCAACCGCAAGCUCCGACAUGGGUCUGUGGCUGCUGCCAAGCCCAAUGCGCAGCGCCGAUCCGCCGUCGUUUCUGUCUCCGAGGCUGUCAAGGAGAAGAAGGCCAAGGCUUCCACCAAUCUGCUGAUCACGAGAGAGGAAGGCUUGGAGAUUUAUGAAGACAUGGUAUUGGGUAGAGCUUUCGAGGACAUGUGUGCUCAGAUGUAUUACAGAGGCAAGAUGUUUGGGUUUGUUCACCUUUACAAUGGCCAAGAAGCUGUGUCAACUGGGUUCAUUAAACUUACAAAGCAGGAAGAUACUGUGGUGAGCACAUACCGUGAUCACGUUCACUCUUUGAGUAAGGGUGUCCCUGCUCGUGAAGUCAUGAGUGAGCUCUUUGGAAAGGCCACUGGUUGUUGCCGGGGACAAGGUGGUUCUAUGCACAUGUUCUCGAAAGCUCACAAUGUGCUAGGUGGGUUUGCGUUUAUUGGUGAAGGUAUUCCAGUGGCUACAGGGGCAGCCUUCAGUUCUAAAUAUAGGAGGGAGGUUUUGAAUCAGGCAGACUGUGAUCACGUGACACUGGCAUUUUUUGGAGAUGGAACUGCCAACAAUGGCCAGUUCUUUGAAUGUUUGAACAUGGCGGCAUUGUGGAAAUUACCAAUUAUAUUUGUAGUGGAAAACAAUUUGUGGGCUAUUGGAAUGUCUCACUUGAGGGCAACUUCUGUUCCUGAAAUUUGGAAGAAGGGAGAAGCAUUUGGUAUGCCCGGAGUUCAUGUGGACGGGAUGGAUGUUUUGAAAGUGAGGGAAGUUGCGAAGGAAGCAAUUGGUAGAGCCAGGAGAGGAGAGGGACCGACCUUGGUGGAAUGUGAAACAUACAGGUUUAGAGGACACUCAUUGGCUGAUCCCGAUGAGCUCCGUGACCCUGCUGAGAAGGCACACUAUGCUGCCAGAGACCCCAUCACAGCCUUGAAGAAAUACAUUUUUGAGCACAACUUAGCCAAAGAAGAAGAGUUGAAGGCCAUAGACAAGAAGAUUGAUGAGGUGCUUGAAGACGCUGUUGAGUUUGCCGAUGAGAGCCCGCUCCCACCUCGCAGCCAGCUGCUGGAGAAUGUGUUUGCCGAUCCUAAAGGCUUUGGAAUAGGGCCUGAUGGCCGCUAUAGAUGUGAGGACCCUAAAUUCACUCAAGGCACUGCCAAGGUCUAAUCUUUGUCGGACCUUGAGCAGUCUGCUUGUGCUAUUUCUCUAUUCCUAGGUGCAUGCUAUAAAAUUUUAGCUACUGCUAGCAGUUCUCGUGUCACUUAAAAUGAUGGUAUUUGCAUUUCUACUAGAAACUUGAAUACUUGUGUUUAGGGUGGGUUUUCGUUUGAAUUUUGGUCAUUUGUGUUUGUUCUAAAUUAUCACUGUUUCUGUAAUUGCAACAGUUUACCCUAAAGGGAUGUUGUUUUGUGACUUCUGCCCAAUUUCAUCAUA
Argentina anserina (silverweed cinquefoil) is the source of this 1933-nucleotide messenger RNA. Its product is annotated as pyruvate dehydrogenase E1 component subunit alpha-3, chloroplastic. The record is from RefSeq and is a predicted model, not a curated record. Lineage: Eukaryota; Viridiplantae; Streptophyta; Magnoliopsida; Rosales; Rosaceae. Gene Ontology annotation, cellular component: intracellular membrane-bounded organelle. The coding region runs from base 359 to 1666 and encodes 435 amino acids. Gene Ontology annotation, molecular function: pyruvate dehydrogenase (acetyl-transferring) activity. The transcript is spliced from 3 exons. Gene Ontology annotation, biological process: pyruvate decarboxylation to acetyl-CoA.